GCGGGGAAAAGAGUGAAAUGAGAAGAGAAAGAUGUCAAGAGUAAUAAUUUCCCAGUUGCACAAACAGCUUCAUAAAAGACCCUUCCGCUUACAAUGGAGAACUCUCUCUUAUUUAACACACAAUCAGCUAUCUCUAGACCCUCCUCAGGACUAUUAUACUACGGCCUCAGUUCAAUCUGUCUUUUCAAAUCCAUGUUUUUAUCUUCUUAGUUUAUGCAAAAGCAUCAUUUCUCUCAAGAGAAUUCACGGAUUACUCAUUAUUGAUGGCCUUGUUAGCGAUCUUUCUUGCAGUACCAAAUUAGUUAGCUUGUAUGGUUCCUUUGGGUACAUUGAUGAUGCUCGCUUGGUGUUUGAUAGAAUACCUAACCCAGAUUUUUAUUCUUGGAAAGUUAUGCUAAGGUGGUAUUUUUUGAAUGACUUGUGUUGGGAAAUCAUUGGAUUUCAUUCGCGUUUGAGAAUUUGCUUAAUUGAGCAUGAUAAUGUUGUUUUUUCAAUUGUUUUAAAGGCAUGUAGUGAACUGCGAGACAUAGAUGAAGGGAGGAAAUUGCACUGUCAGAUUAUUAAGGCAGGUCCGCCUGAUAGUUUUGUAUUGACUGGUCUUACAGAUUUCUAUGCGAAGUGUGGAGAGAUUGAGUGCUCACGUUGUGCGUUUGAUGAAAAUCUUGAUAGGAAUGUGGUUUCUUGGACUUCUAUGAUUGUGGGUUAUGUACAGAAUGAUUGUCCCGUUGAAGGAUUGAUUUUGUUUAAUAGAAUGAGAGAAGGGUUGAUUGAGGGUAAUCAAUUUACCUUGGGCAUCUUAGUUACUGCAUGCACAAAGUUAGGAGCUUUGCAUCAAGGGAAGUGCUUUCAUGGGUACGCGAUAAAGAGUGGUGUUCAACUUAAUUCUUACUUGAUGACAGCUCUUCUAGACAUGUAUGUCAAGUGUGGAGUCAUUAGAGAUGCUAGGUCUGUAUUUGAUGAGCUAUCUAGUAUUGAUCUCGUCUCUUGGACGGCUAUGAUUGUUGGGUACACCCAGAGUAACUUAUCUUAUGAUGCUUUGAAAUUGUUUUUGGAUAAGAAAUGGGCUGGUAUCUUGCCCAAUGAUGUUACUAUUGUAAGCGCACUGGCAGCAUGUGCACGGAUGGGCAAUUUGAAUUUGGGAAGGUCAAUUCAUGGUCUUGCGAUUAAACUUGGUUUUGCAGAACCUACUCUCAUGAAUGCCCUAGUGCACAUGUAUGCAAAAUGCCAUAUGAAUAGAGAUGCUAGUUAUUUAUUUGAGACAGCUUCAGAGAAGGAUGUAGUUUCCUGGAAUUCUAUUAUUUCUGGGUGUUCUCAAAUGGGGUCUCCAUAUGAAGCCCUUGACUUAUUUCAACGAAUGAGAAAGGAAUCUGUCUCACCUGAUGCAGUUACACUGGUUAGCGUUUUCUCAGCAUGUGCCUCCCUUGGUGCUCUCCAAGUUGGCUCUUCUCUCCAUGCUUACUCUGUAAAGGAGGGCUUAUUGUCUUCCAAUGUAUAUGUUAGCACUGCACUUUUAACCUUUUAUGCCAAAUGUGGGGAUGCUGGAUCUGCACGUACCAUUUUUGAUGGUAUGCAAGAGAAGAAUACUGUUACGUGGAGUGCAAUGAUUGGUGGUUAUGGAGUUCAAGGGGAUGCUGGUGGGUCCCUUUCCAUUUUCAAUGAUAUGUUGAGGCAGGAACUGAAACCGAACGAAGUAAUCUUCACAACCAUUUUAUCUGCCUGUAGUCAUACAGGGAUGGUAGGAGAGGGAUGGAAUCUUUUUAUUUCAAUGUGCCAGGUAUAUAACUUUGUGCCUUCCAUGAAGCAUUAUACGUGCAUGGUUGAUCUAUUGGCUCGUUCUGGUAGUCUUGAAGAAGCCUGGGACUUCAUCGAGAAAAUGCCAGUUCAAGCAGAUGUUAGUUUGUUUGGAGCAUUUCUCCAUGGAUGUGGGCUGCAUUCAAGGUUUGAUCUUGGAGAGGUAGCAAUCAAGAGAAUGCAAGAAUUACAUCCUCAUAAUGCUUGUUAUUAUGUGCUUAUAUGCAAUUUGUAUGCUUCUGAUGGAAGAUGGAAUCAGGUUAAGCAGGUAAGAGAGUUGAUGAAGCAGAGAGGAUUAAUCAAAUCCCCAGGAUAUAGUGUGAUGGAGACGGAUAUUGGUUAUGAUUUCUCAUUGCCUAGAGCUGCUUCUCUUGUAUAGACCGUAAUUUAUAUGCAAAGGACAUUAUGGGAUCUGACAAACUUGAAGUAUUCACUGUCAACAAGAAGACAAUGGAACUUUUCUUUUGGAAAAAUGUUGGAUCAGAUGAGAGCUGACCCUGAUCUGCAGCAGCAUGGCAUGCGGAAAUACAAGCAGACGGUGCAUUUGUAAGAAAUGACCAAGUAAUGCCAAUUGAAGAGAUGAUUAAAGGAUAAGCCAUCUCAUUUAAGACUUUUGUGCUAUAAGGAUAUUGUUGCUAUGGUCUCCCAAGAGCUCAUUGGUUCUUUAAAAGUAGCUGUGAAGGACUACAAUGCAUUGCCACAAUAAACCAGUAAUCAGGAAGAGGAAGUUUCCCAUUUGGGUGAUCACUCAAUUCAAUCAGGAGUAUACCAGUGAGAUGAUGAUGCAUGUAUAAGAGGCCUGCCCAGUAGAGUGCACAUGAUAUCCCCUGUGACUGGCUAUUGUAUUUUCAGUGUCUGGAUGAAAUUCACUAUCAGCCCGAUUCUAUCUUGGAAACCAUCCUAGGGCGGGCUUUUGAAGGGGCUGAUGUCUUUGAAUAACCCUUUCACGUUACUGACACAAGAUCUUCUUUUUCUUUUAAUACACGACCUGCUUAUAGGAGCAGAAAUCCCUGCUUUCUUCUUAUUAAUUUGUGGAUUACUUUUGGUGUAAAUCAAAGAAAUUUAAAAGAAGUUUCUGCUCUUAGAAAUUAAAGGAGUAAUGUACAGUAUUUUGAGAGACAAAACAAGCAGUUGUUUCUAUAUGUAAGGGCGUUAAAACUGGCUGCUCAAA
Ricinus communis (castor bean) is the source of this 2962-nucleotide messenger RNA. RefSeq names its product pentatricopeptide repeat-containing protein At2g03380, mitochondrial. Gene Ontology annotation, molecular function: RNA binding; protein binding. The record is from RefSeq and is a predicted model, not a curated record. The transcript has a single exon. Gene Ontology annotation, biological process: RNA modification. Bases 32 to 2170 code for a protein of 712 amino acids. Lineage: Eukaryota; Viridiplantae; Streptophyta; Magnoliopsida; Malpighiales; Euphorbiaceae.